Molecule: messenger RNA, 1944 nt
Organism: Fonsecaea erecta
Lineage: Eukaryota; Fungi; Ascomycota; Eurotiomycetes; Chaetothyriales; Herpotrichiellaceae
Exons: 1
Coding region: 1-1944 (647 amino acids)
Source: RefSeq, a predicted model, not a curated record
AUGGGAAUCCCACGACUGUCUCAAGAUCUCUCCCCUUACGCGGAUCACGUUGUCCUAGGCACGUCACCCCAAGCCUCCCUUCCGCCUGAAGCAAUCGGUAUUAAACAUUUGAUCAUUGACGGGCCAUCACUUGUAUAUUGGGUGUAUAAUAAGCUCGUGGCAUAUCAGCGGCUGAGCAGCCCGAAGGGUGCAACCUUGCCGCCUACAUACCUCGAAAUUAACCGUACGCUACACCACGUACUGGAUGAUUUCCAAUCCAAUGGCGUUGAUAUCCAGCACAUUUUCUUUGAUGGUGGUCUUCCCGCGUCCAAACGUGAUAUUCGACUUGAGCGGAUGGAGAAGCUCCGUCAACAGCUGGAAACCUACCGCAAGCUCUACCCGGAAUUGCCACCAAUUGCUGCUUUACCUGAUCUCCAAGACUUGGAAAAGAUACUAUGGGAUACUCCUGUGUUGUCGACGAGGAUGUCUACUCUUCCAGCUCCACCGUUCAUGGUUGCCAGUGCGAUUGAGUCUUUAGGCACUACUGAAUGGAAGGGUUGUGUUCAUGUGGUCCCGGGUGAGGCUGACACGUUCUGUGCUCUUGCUGCUCAACAGUCUGUACCUGUUGUAGCUAUCCUUACAAACGACUCUGACCUAGCAGUUCACGACCUCGGGUCAAAUGGUCGGACCGUCUUACUGCACAGCAUCGAAUAUAAGCAAAAGCGUCCACAUCAGGAGUCUUAUAUCUCCGCGCUGUCUCUCGACCCGAAGCUGAUUGCAGCUAGACUCCAGAUCCCGUCUUUGCUCGGCUUUGGUUUCGAGCGCUUCCUUGAUCCUGGGGCAUCAUUCACGAUCAUCAAACAGCGCGCGAAAGACUCCUCAAGGUUGGAGACAUUGCAGGCCGAAUAUAUGGCGUUUGCGGAACCAUUCAUCCCAACCCUGCCACUAAAAGCACACUCCUUUUCCAAUCUCGGAAAUAUCGAUCCGCGAACAGCAGAAAUUGUUAGCAACCUCGAAGGUCCACCACAUAUCUACCUAGCUCCACUGUUGGAAGAUCCUCAGCGUGAUUCUUCGUGGUCAUAUGGGGCUAAAAUUCGACGAUUUGCAUAUUCUUUGCUCUUGAAGACCGCUCCAGCCAAGGGCCAGAUUAGGCCGCCACAUGUAGUUGAAUGUGCCAGAAAGGGACAGAGAAUCACGUCCGUCACGGUUAUAUGUCUACAGCUACCGGAAAUCAUUGAGCAAGCAGCAGACCUCCUCCAGCUGCUGGAUGCCUAUAUCACGCCAUCUAAGCAGUCACCGCCGACCGAUGGGAGCGUGCUUUUAGGAUGGUACUCGCUUGCCGUCCACCUUCUUCAUCAGGAGAAAUCCAGACUUGACAAAAUCCCUCCAACUUCUCAGCAGAUUUCAAGACUCCUGGGCUUGGCUCCGACGUCGGAGUUUACCCUAUAUACACCGAUGAGAGUCACCUGGGACGACAUCCACAUCUUCGCAAAUAUCCAAGCAGUGUUGUAUUCUCUUCGGAUACUUGCGCAGCUGAUCGAGUACAUUGUCAGUCACCCCAGCGACCUUGCAGAUAGUGCGACCACCCACGAACUUGACCAGCAAGACGAUUUUUCAAGACUUACAAGAAAUAUCUACACCAGAUUAUCAACGUCGCCUCCCAUCGAGGCAUUGUUUGUGGACAUCCCACAUGUUCGCGCCCAAUUGGGGAAACUAGGCUUCGAAGAACAGAGCUCCGCAAUCAUGCGGCUCAAUCGCCUGCUGGACCCCAAUUUUGGCAGGGAUCAACCGGGAGAGCAUGACAGAGGUGAUGCGGCAACAACACAAGGGCGUGGCACCACGGAUGGGGAGUGGAUUGUCACAACAUCCAAGAACAAAGGGCAAAGGAAAAGGAAACGGCAAGGCAACGCAGGUACAGCACGGGACACAAAUGGUUUCGGUCUGCUAUCAGAAGAACCAGGGUGA